CAAAACUCUACCUUGAGGAAAGUCAACUUAUCGUUACCCGCGAAAUGUCUCCGCUUACUAACCUCCGUGUCAUUCAGAAACAUUUCGCUCAUUCAGACCUAUUUUUCCGAGUGGAAACAUAAAGUAAAAAUGGAGCAAAAUGGAGCAAAAUCUACUAGCGGAAAUAACGAAGAAAUCCUUAAAGCCUUAAGACCUGAUGAACACCUUACGGAAACAGAUAAAGUAGAUAUUGCAAACGAGAUAAAUGAUUCUUUUCUUUCCCCAAUGGCUGAAUUUACUCCUCUCACUCCAGAGAAUUACCAAGAUCUGUUAUUUGGCGCAGCUAAUGAUUCUACUGUCACAAUUGCUGCAGGAGACGUAUUUAAAAAACUGUCAACGCUUAAUCCAAGGAAAGCCCACGGCCCUGAUGGAAUACCAACAUGGGUGUUAAAAGAGAAUGCUGAUUUAUUGGAACUUCCAGUCAAAGAGAUCCUAGAUAGUUCUUACCGCGAAUGCCGUAUUCCACAAUCUUGGAAAGAGGCCGACAUUAUUGCUAUCCCUAAAAAGAAACCCAUAACUGACAUUAAUAACAACCUACGUCCAAUAUCAUUAACACCUAUUUUAUCAAAACUGGCCGAAGAAUUCGUGGUUGAACAACACCUAAAACCUGCGGUAUUAGCCACAAUUGAUAAAAGGCAUUCGGAUCCAUCCCGAAUUCAAGCACUACACGAUUCAACUAUGUCUGAAGUCAUAAAUAAAGAUCAACCUAGUAUAAUGCAAGCGUAUGUCAACGAAUUCUCUUCAAAAUCCAGAAGUGAUGGUAUGCAGUUAAAAAGUCCAAAUGCAAGGAACUUCGAAUAA
Molecule: messenger RNA, 840 nt
Organism: Dendronephthya gigantea
Lineage: Eukaryota; Metazoa; Cnidaria; Anthozoa; Malacalcyonacea; Nephtheidae
Exons: 3
Coding region: 130-840 (236 amino acids)
Source: RefSeq, a predicted model, not a curated record